AUGUUUUUAAAAAAAAUCGUGAAGUUGGUGCUUCCAAGCCCUCAACGGGUGAUGCAGCCAACAACUCCAUUGUUCCUUCAAAGGUUUAGCAACAAUGCUCCAGAAUCUAAAGAACUACAACGUCUCACGUCCUUUGAAAAUGUUGAAAAUAAGAACAGAGAUACAUACCUAGAUAUGAUUCGCAUUUUUAUAAAUAGGAACCACGUCUAUCGCAGAGGUCAUGUGGAAUUCAUUUACUCCGCUCUAAAAAAUAUGGAAAGUUUUGGAGUACAAAAAGACUUAGAAGUGUACAAAGCUCUUAUUGACGUUUUACCGAAGGGGAAAUUUAUUCCAACGAACGUUUUCCAGGCCGAGUUUAUGCAUUAUCCAAAACAGCAACAAUGCGUAAUCGAUUUACUCGAACAAAUGGAAGACAAUGGAGUCAUGCCAGAUUACGAAAUGGAAGAUUUAUUGUCAAAUAUUUUCGGAAAUAGAGGGUUUCCGUUACGUAAAUACUGGCGAAUGAUGUAUUGGAUGCCGAAAUUCAAGAAUUCGUCACCUUGGCCUGUACCCAGCCCCCUGCCAGACAACAUAUACGAAUUAGCAAAAUACGCGAUCCAACGUAUUAGCAGCGUUGAUGUUCAGUCACAAAUUACGGUGUAUGAAACUAAAGAAAUAGAGAGUUCAAUAGAUGAUACUUGGAUCGUCAGCGCACAAGCACCUAGUCAAAAAGGUUUAUUAAAAAAUCACGAUUUAAAAGAACCACUGUAUGUUGAAGGUAGUUUUAGAAUUUGGGUUAAAGAUCAGCUAGUUAAUUAUUUCGUUUUGAAAAGACAACCCAAGCAACAUAUUAAAACCAUCAAAGACGACUUAGAUGAUGUUAGUAAUAUCAGAACACCCAUAUUUAGUUUUCAAAAACCAAUAGAAAAACAAGUGCAAGUAAUGCAGUCUGUUCAUGAACAGGAGGAUGGGGUGAUUUUAGCAGUGUGUGCUACUGGAACGUCAACUAAGGACUCGUUAUUAUCGUGGAUUCGUCAUCUAGAGAAAGAUGGAAAUCCUGUAUUAUCUGAUGCUCUAGUAGUGUUUACACUACGAACUGGAACUCGCGAAGUUGCAACUGUAAAUAAUGUUGAGCAAAAACAAAUAGAAAGUAAAUAAUGAAGUAAUUCUAUAAGAAUAAGUUUGUUAAUUAAAAGUAAUUUUAUUAGUA
Messenger RNA from Zophobas morio, 1189 nucleotides. RefSeq names its product evolutionarily conserved signaling intermediate in Toll pathway, mitochondrial (gene ECSIT). Lineage: Eukaryota; Metazoa; Arthropoda; Insecta; Coleoptera; Tenebrionidae. Gene Ontology annotation, biological process: cell surface receptor protein serine/threonine kinase signaling pathway; innate immune response. The coding region runs from base 1 to 1137 and encodes 378 amino acids. The transcript has a single exon. Gene Ontology annotation, cellular component: mitochondrion. The record is from RefSeq and is a predicted model, not a curated record.